AUGGCCGUCAGGCGUGUGACUCUCCCGCACCCGUGGCGUUGCCAGAGCAGGUUUUUCUCAACAGAGCUGGGAACUCGAGCGGAGGCACGGAAAGUGAAUUCACGGGGGAAAAACUUCACGCUGGACCCCGUGGAAAUGGAGCCCGUCUUUGCCGUAGCCCGUCUUGCCCACACGCCCGAAGCGGGAGACCUGUGCACGUCAGAUGCAGGGCCGCGAAAAAGUGGUUUAGUGAGCAGUGACGCGAAGGUGUCGUGUAGCGAAGGCGAGACAAACAAGCUGGCACAGGUGGCGUUAGCGGCGGAGGAUGAGGAGCCACUUGCGAGAAAUUUACACAACACGAUAGGGCAUACGCCGUAUCGUGUUUCUUGGUACGACUAUGGCGCGGUGAGUCCUGCCAAGCGGUUUACCUACUGGGCCUAUCGCCGUCUACGCGAGUUGCCGCCGGAUUGGCAGGAGUAUUAUCGCCGCAUGCUGUAUCAAGAGGUUGCCGCGGCGCGUUACGUCAAUCAAACCUGGGACUGUUUUAUGAUGGUAGUGGACGGCUACCGAAAGGCAAAGUGGGUGCUUAAGAAGUACGGCGUUCCCAUCGACGAGAGUCUUAUUCCGAGACCGUACAACAACUUUUGGGAAGAGACAACGCACGAGGAGCGGGUGUGGGCGCAUCGACGCUCGCACCAGAUGAAGGAGCUGCAGGCGCUGCACCGAGACGAGGACGAGCUUGUCUUUGGCGCCCAUUCGAUGGACCGCCGCGAGCUCUCGUAUGGGUGCAUAAAAAAUCUCCAAACAGGCAUGCAGGGGGGAACCCCGGUACACGCGCAUGAUCUACCAGCCCCCUGCGAGGCGGACGUCAGGACCUCGCCGCACACCGACGAAAUGAGCAGCGCCCUCAUGUCUAGCAUAGAGGACGACAAACUCUGGAAUCCGGUGUUGCGCUCGCGCCUGCACACGCAGCGUUCGAGGGCAGAGGCUGAGUUGUACUCGUUUGAGGACGAUGAGGAGGAGGAGGCAGCCACGCGUUGA
Trypanosoma conorhini is the source of this 1020-nucleotide messenger RNA. RefSeq lists its product as uncharacterized. The record is from RefSeq and is a predicted model, not a curated record. The coding region runs from base 1 to 1020 and encodes 339 amino acids. NCBI's taxonomy places the organism in Eukaryota, Euglenozoa, Kinetoplastea, Trypanosomatida, Trypanosomatidae. The transcript has a single exon.